CUUACCAUCCAAACCGUUAGAAACACAUCCAUACGUGUUGAAUUGUGAAAUGGUUGAAGAGCAAGUAUUUAGAAGAAAUGUAGAAAUCUAAGCUAAUGUUAAAUUAAGUUAUGUGCUAUAUCUAAGCUUAUCUUUGUAGCUGCACAGACAUUAAGUCUCUCCUAUAGAGCUCGUUGCAUGGUUUCCCUGGAUUUCUCACGGCCGGGCUACGAGUUGGUUCUGUGCUACUGGAGAACGAAGCUCCAUCUAGUGGUCAUAUAUUUACAUAGAUCAUGUGUACGAAUAUAAAAUAUGGAAAAAUGAAGAAUUUAUUGGUCUGAAUUACUUAAACAACUCCGUAAGCAAGGAAAGACAAGUUUCAGUUCAAAAGAAUGAAGAAAAAUAAUAAAAGAAAUUAUAAUUUUUAUUCCAACAUUCUGCACGACAGACAGAUUAAAUACAAAGUGCUUAAAAAAAAACCCGCCAGAUUUAAUAUCUCGAGUGCCGAACGUAAAUAACGAUAUUUUUACCCAAACAAGUGACAGAGUAGACAAUCAUAACCCCGGAAUAACAUGGAUGACCUGGUCCGAACCGCAGUAACUCCAGGUAACUCCUUCUAUGACAACUAUCUACAAAACUCAGAAGAAAAUAGGCUUAUCGAAAAUAGUUUUCUAAAAAGUUCCUUAAUCUUCGAAGUCGAUAAACCUUCGAACGAAGCUCCUAAAUUUCAUAGACACUCUGUAACAGACUCAAUGAUUAACACAAGGGGCAUAAGGUCAGAUGCCUGGAGUUUCUCUACUGGCCGAGGGAAGGUGACUUUUCACUGUAUGUGGACAGCUUGUAAAGCACUGACCAUUGGGAUCCUGCUUAUAUUGCUAGGGUCUGGGAUGGCUGUUGUGGGCUUUUAUUCGACUCAUGCCGACAUGGACAGAAAAGCAAAUUCGACGAAUUUUCUGGAAAAUUUUAGCAGAUCUUAUAAACUAACUAGUAUGACGUACAUAGGUCCGGCGGUCAUGGGUGUCGGAGGAUUUAUAAUUGUUGCCACCUGUGUGUUGCUUUUAGAAGCUCGUGACGCAGCAACCAAAGUGAUUCCCAUCUGGUUGUGGCCAACUCACGAUCAUAAGAUUUUGGCAGUGAGCAAGAAUACAACGUUGUGGGAAGUAUUUCAUGCGCAGCCGCAGAAUGUCUCAGAGAGAAGUAAGGAAUCUAUCAACCCUUCCAGUUCUACUAAAGGGGGCAUUGAUCCCUCACAAUUCAGUGGAAAUAUCCAUGCGUAUCACUGUAGAUGUCCAUUUCAAUGUAGUCUUACGUCAAAGGUGAAAAUGUCCAGUUAUGAUAUCUCAAGUAAGCAUCAACUACAGAUAUUUCAUCCACUGUGUUCUAACCGUCAGAAUCCAGGUGGCUCUUUAGACCGAUCAUCUAUUAUGGACAGUCCAAGGACCACAUCAGCUUACCAUGACAGUCGGUGCAAGUACAACAGUAAUCGGGUGAAACACAAUAAAACAUAUGUGUUUAAAAGCUCUUCAGAACCAACUCUAAACACAGCCAACCUUGCCAAAGAAAGAGUUUCAGCUUCGACAGUACUGGAACCCCUUCAGAAGAACAAGUCCAGUUAUUCCGGAAACACAAUCCCCCUAGCGGUCAAAGAAUACAACUUACAAAACAAACCUUUAGGUAAUGUUUAUCGUCCAAUUGUCAACUACCACGUGUAUCAUGCAGGCAAUAUAAAAUCGUCCAGAACAAUGUCGAAUGAAAGUGUUCCUAUUGUGCCAAAAGAUUCACUGGCUUCCCUCCAUGUUUACAAUACAUUUCGAAAACCCGACAGUUUCAGAAGAUCACCUACUUACACCACUAAUCAUUCACGACCAAUAGAAGCAAAGAGAUGCGGUAAAAUAUGGCGAGAAGAGACUGGAGAAACCCGAAGAAUACACAAGAAAACCAUAUUAACAGACGUCCCUCAUAGUACUGAAAGAUCAUACUGGAAGAAACACGUGGCUCACAACAAAGCAGUAUUAAUAGACGUCCCUUGUAGCACUGAAAGGUUAAAUUGGAAGAAAGACAUGGUUCACAAGAAAACAAUCUUAACAGGCGUCCCUUGUAUCUCUGAAAGAUUAAACUGGCAGAAACACACGGCUCACAAGAAAACAUUAUUAACAGGCGUACCAUGUAGUACUGAAAGAUUAUAUUGGAAGAACAACAUGGCUCACAAGAAAACAAUAUUAACAGACGUCCCUUGUAGUAGUGAAAGAUUAUAUUGGAAGAACAACAUGGCCCACAAGAAAACAAUAUUAACAGACGUCCCUUGUAGUAGUGAAAGAUUAUAUUGGAAGAACAACAUGGCCCACAAGAAAACAAUAUUAACAGACGUACCAUGUAGUACUGAAAGAUUAUACUGGAAGUCGUCUGGGAGGCACAUUGUUAAAACAUUAUCAGGCGGAAGUUCAGUAUCACCGGGCUCUGAUCAAGAGGAAGAGCCAAAAAGCCAGUCGACGUCCACCGAACAUUUGUUUCCGCGGCAGAAAAAAAAGUCUCUGUUAUCUUCAAGUUUACUUAGUAGGUUUACCAAGAGGUCAUAACUUUCAUGAAUCUCGUUAAAGUUUUUCUGAGCUGCUGACAGGCCUUUCUUUACAUGUACUGUUUAUUAAAUUAUUACUUAGUGGAACCUAUUGUCCUGAACAUGAAGUAAGCUUUGAAAACAUUUUAUUUGUCAACCAAUAAAAAAGUUCCUUUUGGGGUUUGACAAUAAAUAAUUUACAAUUACUGACUGGGAUCAGUGUUCAACUGAUGACUUGACGUCAAUGAACAAAAAUGAAUCGGAACAACUAGAAGUAGUGGUUGGUGAACGGACUACACGAGCUUUGUGUGACCUCUUUGAUAUUACCGUGUCGUGCAGUUUCAAGAUGACGGUUACUAUGACAACGAAAAUAAACAACGCCUGCUUGCUUGCUCAAUAAGAUUGUGCGUGAUAAACGGAAUCAAAAUGAGACGGUUUGUGUUGCUGCUGAUCUGCCUUAUAGUAUUUAAGCAGCGCAGGAGCAAACUUCUUUAAACAAGACAACGUGAUGUCAUCUUCCCUUAACACCCCUCCCCCUGGACAAUUCGGGAAUAUACAGGAUACUCAGUUCAACAUCUCGUCAACCGGACAAUGAGACGUCCUCUUCUGGAAACUCUAUCCUGAAUAUUCUCUCUCUCUUUUAAUAAUUCAGGAAGCAGAGUGGAAUAACACGUUAACAAAACAUAAUGAAAUCUUCUUUGAACUUCUCCAAUACAUCCUCGCUCUUGGAUAUUGAGCCAUACUCAACAGUACUACCAGCUCUAAUGCCAGAACCUCAAAGUUUAUCUAUAAAGACAUCCAGUGGAACUUAAUCAAACAAAUUAUUAAUUGUAUUAGCAUUGGUUAUGUCUGUGUGUAUGUGUGUGUUUAGCUGAAAUGUGUAUAUUUUUAUUUUUUGGGAAUCUCGUUUUUUGUGGGCCACAAACUGGGGACCUUUAAAUGACUCUUGACCUUAGUUCGUAUAUACUGAAUUGUGUUUUACUCAGUGAACAAGCCAUAGUCGCGUUGCUUCGAAUUCGGAACGAAAUGAGCAUGCGCGUAUUCGGAUUUUCCAAUCAGCACGUGAACCUCCCGUGCCCGAUAAUGUUCUUCUUUGUUAAACUUACAUGUUUUAGACCUCGUUUCUGAGAGAUUGGGAGGAAAUGUGUGUAAUUUAAAAGUACCAAAGUCAAAUUGUCUUCUUAUAACUGACGUGCCAAAUGAAAGAAUUUUCUAGAAGAAGAUGCUUAAUGAGAUGUACUCGAUGUCGAACUUAUCCAAUUAACCCUUUUUGAAAAUCUAGCAGAAGAUGCUUCAUGAGAUGUACUCGAUGUCGAACUUAUCCAACUAACCCUUUUUCAAAAGCUAGCAGAAGAUGCUUCAUGGGAUGUACUCGAUGUCGAACUUAUCCAACUAACCCUUUUUCAAAAGCGAGCAGAAGAUGCUUUAUGGGAUGUACUUGAUGUCGAACUUAUCCAAUUAACCCUUUUUCAAAAGCUAGCAGAAGAUGCUUCAUGGGAU
Limulus polyphemus (Atlantic horseshoe crab) is the source of this 4033-nucleotide messenger RNA. RefSeq lists its product as uncharacterized. Bases 552 to 2555 code for a protein of 667 amino acids. NCBI's taxonomy places the organism in Eukaryota, Metazoa, Arthropoda, Merostomata, Xiphosura, Limulidae. The record is from RefSeq and is a predicted model, not a curated record. The transcript is spliced from 2 exons.